AUGUCUUCAUGGAGCAAGGUUUAUAUAGGGCACUCGUCAGCCCAUGGGCUAGCCAUUGAAUGGGCAAAGCAAGGCUCCAACAAUUUCGGCCGCUCUCCAGCACCAUUUCAAAAAGACCUGGCCGUAAACCCUUCCGCCAAGUUCGAGCUAUCCAAAACCCGGCCGAGAUUAAUCUCCGACAAUCCCGGGCAUAUAAGCUCUGCAAUUCCAACCGCCAACUCCAGCUACCUUCGAAUUGCCCAGCUACGUCUCACAAGGCCUAGUUUUUUCCCGGCCGUGCCCAGCUGUUUUGCAAGCCUAGCUCUGCCAACGAAUCCCGGCCGCACCUUCAGCUCCAGCCCAGAUGUGGUGGAUUUUUUAACAGCCCCAAACAUUGCCCCCCGAUUUGUUAAGCUCGGAAUUGGUGCAGAGUGCCAUGAUGUUCUUCGUGUUCUUGAUUCGAAUCUUGUUUGCUUCACUAUAUUUUUCUUUGAUUCGAUUUUACACCAUGUUUGUAGGAUGGAAUCUAUUCCAAGUGAUAGUGGCCAAUUUUUUGAAGAUAUGAAAGUGGCCAUGGAAAAAGACUUGGGCAAGCAAGUAUUUGCCUACUUUCUCAAUGCCUUUCCCAACUCCGCCCAAUAUAUUCUUGGCCCAUUUUUCUCCGCCUAUCCGGAGGAGGUGGCCAAGACUUCACAUGGGCGCCCAUUUGGGAGAGCACCAAGCCAUUCAAACGUUGGCCGACAGGAACCCCCCCCAAACUGGAUCCCACUGCAACUAAAGAGGCCCCAUCAAAGAAAGCUUCAUCCGCCGCCGGGAAGCCCAACAACUCAAGCUUGGCGGAUGGCAAGUUUGAUUGGUAUCAUUGGUUCAAGGCGUUGGAACCAAAAUUGA
Molecule: messenger RNA, 870 nt
Organism: Prunus armeniaca (apricot)
Lineage: Eukaryota; Viridiplantae; Streptophyta; Magnoliopsida; Rosales; Rosaceae
Source: the annotation of a GenBank genome assembly